Fusarium sp. VM40 is the source of this 945-nucleotide messenger RNA. The record is from the annotation of a GenBank genome assembly. NCBI's taxonomy places the organism in Eukaryota, Fungi, Ascomycota, Sordariomycetes, Hypocreales, Nectriaceae.
AUGGAAAGAAGCGAAGCUAAACUGGAAGUUGACUUAUAUGACCCCAUUGGGGAUGACAAUGUCAAUGAUGAGCAGGACGCCCCAAGCUCGCCUCCCCAGCCAGCAACUUUCAAAGGACGCCUCGAUAUGAAUGCCUUCAUGCUCAAGUCAACUGAGCCUACAGUCAAUGGCCAAAGCUCCGCUGUGAGAAGAUCUCCAAGAUUCGGUACCACAACAUCUUCCGCACCACUCUCGUCUGAAGCAAAGAAGAUGAAGAGAGCUACCGGAGAGAAAGAUGACGAAGACAAACCGAAGAAGAAACGGGCACGUACUGCUUCUGGAUACGCGCCACCGUCAAAGUAUGCCCACCUCAAUGGCCUACCAGAUGCCAUCACGGAUGGACUUCUCGUUCUCUUCAUUGGAUUGAAUCCAGGUGUCCAGACAGCAAGAACGGGACAUGCGUAUGCUCACCCGUCGAAUCUGUUUUGGAAACUUCUUCACUCAAGCGGCCUCACGUCGCGUCGGUGCAGUCCAACUGAGGAUCAACAGUUGCCCGAGCUAUUCUCUCUGGGCUUCACCAAUAUUGUCGCUCGACCAAGUCGCAAUGGCUCUGAGCUUAGUAAGCAGGAGAUGGACGAAGGUGUUGAGAUUCUUCACGAGAAGUGUCGCAAGUACCGCCCCGAGUCUGUAUGUGUCGUUGGCAAGAGUAUCUGGGAAAGCAUCUGGCGCGUAAGACACGGUAAGCCUGUAGGGAAAGCAUUCAAGUAUGGUUGGCAAGAUGAGACAGAGAACAUGGGUGUCAUUAAAGGUGAAUGGGAGGGAUCGAAGGUGUUUGUGUCGAGUAGCACAAGUGGUCUUGCUGCUACGUUAUCACCAGCUGAAAAAGAACGUAUAUGGGCGGAAAUUGGCUCCUGGGCUAAAAGGCGUAGAGCAGAGAGGGGCUUUGAGGUCAAGGACAAGGAAUAG